GAAAUAGUGUGGAGUUGUCAAGUUGGAAGUCAUAAAUAGGUCAUUGGCCAGUGAAAGUAUAAUAACUGUUUAUCUUGUGGGCACCCUGUAUUUGCGAUGAGCUGUCACUGUCAAGGCAUCUAACUUGAUUUUAGUCUUAAUCGGUGCAGGCACUAAUUUGGUAUACACAGAUCUGUUGAUAAUUGAAUUAUCAAUCAACUGAUAAUGUCGCACCAGACCGGUAUCACAGCCAACGAAAAGCUGCUGCGGGUCUUCGGUAAGUCGAAGGAAGGCAAGCUGCGAUUAAUAAAAAUUUCUAUCGAAAAUGAGGAGCUCACUUGCACUGGAAUGCAAGAAGUGAAAAAAGACUGGGAGAAGGACUAUGACAAGUUCAUCGCACCACUCAUCGAGGAGAACACUCCUUGCUACAUCCUGUACCGCCUGGACGAGAAAACGUCUCUAGGGCACGCAUGGCUCCUCCUCAGCUACGUCCCGGAGACGGCUACCAUUCGGCAGAAAAUGCUUUACGCUUCCACAAAGGCCACGCUCAAACUAGAAUUCGGUUCAUCGCAUAUCAAGGAAGAGCUACACGCCACAACCAAGGACGAGACUACCUUGCAGGGGUACUAUCGUAACAAGAAGAAUUUCGCAGCUCCGGCACCAUUGACCUCGCGCGAGGAAGAGCUGAACGAGAUCAAGAAAACGGAAGUGAAUACCGACAUUUCGACGGAUACUCGCCACCAAACGCUGGGUGGGAUCAAUUUCCCACUGACUGAAGCCGCUUCGAACGCCAUAAAGGAUGCGACGCACGGCCUACACGACUAUUUGCAGUUCAAGAUCGAUUUACAGAAUGAGAUCAUUGAGCUUGUAAAAGCGAAAAAACUCGCGCUUAGUGACCUUCAAAAGGAAAUACCAAAAGAUCAAGCACGAUAUCAUAUUUUCUCCUUCAAACACACGCACGAAGGCGACUAUUUAGAAUCAUUCGUGUUCAUCUACUCUAUGCCUGGAUAUUCUUGCUCAGUAAAGGAACGUAUGAUGUAUUCAAGUUGUAAGCAGCCCUUCCUGAAAGUAAUUGAGGACUAUGGAAUGGAGAUAGCGAAAAGGCUGGAAAUCGAUGAUGGAGACGAACUCACCGAAGAAUUUCUAAUGGAAGAAUUGCAUCCGAAGAAAAUACUGCAUCGUCCGCAAUUUGCAAAGCCAAAGGGUCCGCCUAAUCGAGGGCCAAAACGAUUGACGAGACCUCAGCAGGCAGAGUGAUAGAAUUUUUCGCCAAUUUUUUUUUAUUCUUUAAAAGAUUCCUAUUUUUGCCCUAACAAAAAUUCGAUAACAAUGAAACAAAUAACGGGUUCGUGCAUUAGACCUGCAUUUAAAUUUAACUUUAAAGAGAACAUGUAUUCAAAGUGAUAAUAAUAGACGAAUUGACAAGAGUUUUAUUUUAAACUAAUCCGCAUUAUCUAAUCCGAAUUUAGAUUUUGUCCAUUGUUCAUUCUUGGAAUGAAUGUUGAAAACUUCAAAACUUGUAGAUCGUUUCAGAAAUUGUAGAAGUGUUGGAUUUCUGUAUGUUAAAUCAAAAAUUGAAAAAUAUUGCAUUUAUGAUCAAUGUACUGACGUAGGGAUGCCGAUGUGAUGAUAAAUGCUAUUAAGUGAGUAAUCUGAUGUCUUCGUUUUAAAAAGUAUUUUCUGUAGAAGUAAAAAAUAAAUGAACGAAUAACUA
This is a messenger RNA of Hermetia illucens (black soldier fly), 1693 nucleotides long. It is a transcript of the gene twf, whose product is annotated as twinfilin. The record is from RefSeq and is a predicted model, not a curated record. Gene Ontology annotation, molecular function: actin filament binding; actin monomer binding. The transcript is spliced from 5 exons. Lineage: Eukaryota; Metazoa; Arthropoda; Insecta; Diptera; Stratiomyidae. Gene Ontology annotation, biological process: positive regulation of neuron projection development; regulation of lamellipodium assembly; barbed-end actin filament capping. Gene Ontology annotation, cellular component: myofibril; cytoplasm; actin filament. The coding region runs from base 205 to 1236 and encodes 343 amino acids.